This is a messenger RNA of Anopheles bellator, 852 nucleotides long. RefSeq names its product fatty acid hydroxylase domain-containing protein 2-like. Gene Ontology annotation, biological process: sterol biosynthetic process. Lineage: Eukaryota; Metazoa; Arthropoda; Insecta; Diptera; Culicidae. The transcript is spliced from 3 exons. Gene Ontology annotation, molecular function: C-4 methylsterol oxidase activity; iron ion binding. The coding region runs from base 1 to 852 and encodes 283 amino acids. The record is from RefSeq and is a predicted model, not a curated record.
AUGGAGACGGUUGCCGACGUUCGCCUGCUCGUUGGGUCGGUGGUGCAGGAGAAAUGGAGCUCCUUGUUGGACGUGAUCGGUGACGAACCAGAGUUUCUGUAUGUGUGGGCCCUCAGCGUGUUUGUGCACUCGUUUUUCUGGCUCGUCGGCGGCCUGUUCGUGCUGAUGGACCUCACCAAUAAACCGGCGUUUUUGCGCCGCUACAAGACGCAACCGGGUAAGAACGAGCCGGUGGCCUGGCCCGACCUGCGCCGCGUGAUGGGCACCAUCCUGUUCAACCAGACCGUCGUCGGCAUCCCGCUGACGUACGCAGGCUACCACGGCACGAUCAAGGGCUCGGUGCCGGAUCCGCGCGUCCUCCCGUCGCUCGGCGAGAUCCUGCGCGAUCUGGUGGUGUGCGUGUUCUUCGCCGAGAUCGGCUUCUACUACGUGCACCGGUUCCUGCACCUGACCCCGCUGUACCGGCACGUGCACAAGAAGCACCACGAGUGGACGGCACCGUUCGCGUGGACCGCCAUGUACUGCCACCCGGUCGAGCACGUGAUCAGCAACAUGAUCCCGCCGAUGAUUGGCAUCCAGCUGAUGAAGGCGCACAUCUUCACCACCGCCAUCUGGUUCCCGCUGGUCAUCUUCAACACGAUCCGGGACCACUGCGGCUACCACCUGCCAUUCUUUCCCAGCUCCGAGUUCCACGACUACCACCACGCCAAAUUCACGGAGUGUUUCGGCACGUUCGGGUACCUGGACUGGCUGCACGGUACGGACACCAAGUUCCGCCAGUCGAAGCAACACCAGCGCCACCGGACGCUCUGGUGUUUGAAGUCGGCCCGCGAGCUGUACCCCGACAGUUGA